Messenger RNA from Kluyveromyces lactis, 2247 nucleotides. RefSeq names its product CBM21 domain-containing protein. Gene Ontology annotation, molecular function: protein phosphatase 1 binding; glycogen binding. The transcript has a single exon. Gene Ontology annotation, biological process: regulation of glycogen biosynthetic process. Lineage: Eukaryota; Fungi; Ascomycota; Saccharomycetes; Saccharomycetales; Saccharomycetaceae. Gene Ontology annotation, cellular component: protein phosphatase type 1 complex. The record is from RefSeq and is a predicted model, not a curated record. Bases 1 to 2247 code for a protein of 748 amino acids.
AUGGACUCAUCGCAUUCUACACUCACGUUGCACAGCAACGUGAGUGAUUGGUUGUCUUCACCUACAUCGUCUUCAGCUUCUCCAGGGCCUAUGGGUUUUGGCUCUGGGUUCUUUCACCAGGAGAACGAUUCGGUGGAAACAAUCACCUUGGAUAACCGUCACCGUAGAGUUUCGAACUCUAACAAGACGGUUCCUUACCCAGAGACACCCAGAUCCGGUUUCGGUAUCACACAUGGUUGCUCCAACGCCGGCCAUAGUAUUGACAGUUUUAGUAACAAUAGCAACAGUAACAAUAAUGACAACAACGAUGACGACAAAAAUAACAGUAACACUAAUGAUAGCAAUGACGAUAAUGGUGACGAUAUUACAAAAUGUAUCAGUAAUUUAAGCGUAUACGAUCUACUCAGCAGUACGCAGACUGCAAGUUCGAGUAGUGAAAAUUCAAGUUCGGAUACAAGUGAUGGUGGAUCAGAGACUGAUAUAGAAAUGGACCAUAGUCAAAAACUGGCGAUUAAGUCAGCACUUUCUGUUAACAAUGCGCCAGUAGCUUCCACUGCCAGUUCUGCUAUUACUGGUAAACUGUACAGACAAACUUCGCAUCCACCUAUCAUGAGAAAGUUGAAAUCCUCGUUGAAACUUUCUUCUGCUUCGAGUCAAUCGUCUAUUUCUUCAAGUAAAUCGGUAAGAUUUGCUUCUGAACUAACUAAAGUGAAAAGGUUCGACUCUUCCAGAGAACCUGUUACGAUUUCAAAUGAAACAUCUCCUCAAGUAUCUCCACUAGAUCAUGAGUCACCAAACUCCAGAGCUUCGUCUGCUUCUACUUCGUACGCAUCAAACUUAGUUAGCAACUUGGAUCCUUCUGACUCUUUUUGGUUUGGAACUCAACUCUCAAAGAUGAACUUACCCCUAUCGAAAUCAAUUCCAAAAUUCUCGUUGUCUGAUUCGGAUAAUGAUUUGGACGAUUCGGAUUCAGAUUUCGAUGUAGAUUACUUGAAUGAUCAACUAAACAAUAAUUAUCACUACAUGCCAUCGAACAAUUCGAAGUUUUCUUCUAAUAAUAAUUCAAAUUCGAAUUCAGUACCUAGUUCAAGUUCUAACUCAAAUACUUUUUCUCAUAACAGUUUCAAAUUUAGGAUGAAUGGUAGCAAUGAUACGAUGACUGAUUAUGACUUUAACAACAACUCCAACAGUUUCAAUAAAGAAAACAUUAAUCACCAAAAUGGUUUUAACUUCAAUUUUAACACUUCACCUACAAAGGAUCCAAUACAAAUCAAAUCUUGGAUCCUCAAAGGUACCAACAUUAAAAAAUUCUAUCCAACGUCGCUGGACAUUAAUCAGGACCUAUCAAAAUAUUUGCAAGGUAAUAAUAUCAAGCUUCACGAAUGUAACUCAUUACAAUUAUCACAAGGUAAACUAACUGGAUUAAUUUAUGUGAAUAAUUUGAGUUUUGAAAAGUUCAUUGAAAUCAAGUUCUCCUUCAAUGGAUGGAAAGAUAUUCACUAUGUUACUGCCAAUUUUAAGCGUACAAUCACUGACACCGUUGACGAAUUUCAAUUUCUAAUCAAUUUAUCAUCUUUUGUUUAUUUUCUAAAGGUGAAGAACUUGAUUUUGUUUAACUCGUUGAUUUCUCCUUUAACCAUUCAACUUUGUUGUAGGUACGAUGUUAACGGAGAAACAUAUUACGAUAACAACAAUUACGAAAACUAUCAAGUGUCAUUAGACGCUAUAACCAAUUUGAAGCAAAAAUCAAAGAAGAAAUCAAAUCGCCACCGGCUGCUGAAGUCAUCAUCCAUUAUGAAGAGAUCUUUGAGUUCAGAUAACUUUACGACUGACGGUAAUUAUAAAUUUGCUUCUCUAUCUCCGGUACCAUCAUCAGUAGAUCAUACGAAAUUAGUUCCACCGAAGUUGGGUAGAAGAUUCUCUGAAGACACUGAUUUUUUCAACUCUUCACCAUUGAAGAACGUUUCUCCAAAUUAUACUACGACUCCGUUGAAUCAAAAAGAUCCAAAGUACGACGAGUUAAUCAAAUCCUACUGUUUCUAUGAUCCGAACUCCGCUGCUGCAUCAUCGAGUGAUAAAUCUAAUAGAUCGAUGACAACUGAAACAGUUCCAACUUCAGAUACUAAUUCGACUACUAAUUCCACUGGUAGUCCAGCUUUUCUAAACUCAAAUUUACCAUCUGAGAAUUGCAUUCCUUCGAAGAGAGAUUCACCAAAGCUAGACACUAUGAAAAGUUCGAAAUGCUGA